UGCAGCAGGAGCUGCUCUUCCUUGUUUUCGGCUGUCUUGCAGCUUAAGCAAGUCAGAGAAAAUGUGUGAGUCUCUGCUUGAGCACAAGUUGCCCUUGUUCUCCUUUUCGAAUCAAGUGUCACAUUGACUCCAAUCCUGUGUUGGAAGCAUGUGGGGAACUGCAGCACCUCAGCUCAGCACAAUGUCUCCAUCAGGCUGGAAGGAAGCCCAAAACCAAAACUGCACUGGCCAAAAUGCAUCCUCUACAGAAACCCCAAGUACCUCCUAAACCUGUCCAUCUCAAACCUGGGCAGGAAAGAAUUCCUCCUGCACCAUCUCGGCCUUUGCCAGCUGAUCCCAAGUCAUCAAGGAGCUUAGCACCUGGAGAGGAAGAAAUACCAAUAUCAGCAGGAGUCAACACGCUCAUUGAGAAAUUUGAAAGUAUUAGGCAACCUGUACAUGUUCUUCAAAGAAACCAGCUAAAUUUGGCUCUUAAGAUGGAACCUGGCCUGGACUCAUCCAAGCAGACGAGCUUGUGUGACUGUGACACAGCAGCUUCUGGUGGCUCUUCCACAAGUGACAAAACUGAGUUGGAUGAAGCUGAGCCCGAUGUACCGUGCAGCACGGAUCUGACUAACACAGACAUCAUGAAAAUCAAAGAGCUGAGCAUAGGUGAUAACAAAAACCGUGAAGACUGUACUGCUGUGACUGUGAGCAAAGAGCCCCAAGAAGAGCUUGGCAAUAAAGACUCAAGUGCAGAACUGAAUGGGAGUGGUAAAAUUCCCAACAGAGACAGCGGCAUUGACAGUCCUUCUUGUAGUGUGGCUGGGGAAACGUUCCCCAGUGAAGAAGGGGCAGAGCAGAGGAAGCCCAGCAUGGCUGGGAACCCAGGAGAGGUGGAACCUGACAGAAAGGGCACCAAACCUUCCUCUGUAGAGCAGAAGAGAGACUCCAUGCAGGAUGAGGACAGUGACAUUGAUGAAGGAAGCAGUGAGGAGCAAGAGAUAGCAGAAGUGCCAAAGUUAGAGUAUUUGGAUGUAAACAAGUGUACAGAGCCCCAAAAGCUGUUCAACAUCGCCAAUGAGCUGCUCCACACGGAGGAAGCGUAUGUUAAAAGACUCCAUCUCUUGGACCAGGUUUUUUGCACUAAAUUGUCUGAAGCAGGGAUUUCAUCUGAUGUGAUAACAGGCAUCUUCUCAAAUAUUUCUUCCAUCUACUGUUUCCAUGGACAAUUUCUUCUUCCUGAGCUCAAAACAAGAAUUACACAAGAAUGGAGUGUCAACCCACGGCUGGGAGAUAUCCUGCAGAAACUUGCUCCUUUUCUGAAAAUGUAUGGAGAAUAUGUAAAGAACUUUGACAGGGCCAUGGACAUAGUGAACACAUGUAUGCAGCGCUCCUCUCCCUUCAAAGACGUUGUUCAGAAUAUACAGAAACAGGAAGUGUGUGGAAACCUGACUUUGCAGCAUCACAUGCUUGAACCAGUGCAAAGGAUUCCUCGUUAUGAGCUUCUCCUGAAGGACUACUUAAAGAAACUUCCAGAAGAAUCUCCAGACAGGAAAGAUGCUGAAAAGUCACUGGAGCUGAUAUCAACAGCAGCAAACCAUUCCAACGCAGCCAUCCGGAAGAUGGAAAAGAUGCACAAGCUUUUGGAAGUCUAUGAGCGCCUGGGUGGUGAAGAGGAUAUUGUUAACCCAGCCAAUGAGCUCAUUAAAGAAGGACACAUUCAGAAACUUUCAGCAAAGAAUGGCACAGCACAGGAUAGGUAUUUAUUCCUGUUUAACAGCAUGGUGCUGUACUGUGUGCCAAAACUGAGGCUGAUCGGCCAGAAGUUCAGUGUCCGAGAGAAGAUGGACAUUGCAGGACUGCAGGUCCAAGAAAUUGCCAAGCAAAAUGUGGCCCAUACAUUUUCCAUAACAGGAAAAAAGAGAUCAUUGGAACUACAAGCCAGGACAGAAGAGGAGAAGAAGGAAUGGAUUCAUGUCAUUCAAGCCACAAUAGAAAAGCACAAACAGAACAGUGAGACCUUCAGAGCUUUCAAUAGCUCUUUUUCACAAGAGGAGGAGCAUCUUCCUGAUUCCUCAAUAGCCAGCACCAGCUCAGUGGAAUCAAUGCCAGGAGCAGAUGGUGGUGGUGCAUUAGGAGGGAGUGAUUCCUCUAGGAAAUCUUCCAAAUCCAAGCGAGACAAAGAGAAACAGUCUUGUAAGAGCUGCAGUGAGAGCUUUAACUCCAUCACGAAGAGGCGGCACCACUGUAAGCAGUGUGGGGCAGUGAUCUGUGCAAAAUGCUCCGAGUUUAAGGCACUUGCAGAUAACAGCCGCCAUAAUCGAGUGUGUAAAGAGUGUUUCCUGCAGCUCCCAGCAAGCCCCUGCAGCCCUGGGGUGGAGGCAGUUGGGGAACAGAAGAAAAGACUAGCUGCAGAGAAGCAAAGCAUCCUUGCGGCUGAAAACAGCCUGUUCAGCAGCUACCUCCAGUUCCUUGAGAAAGGGAAGACUUGGUACAAAGUGUGGGUGACCAUCCCCAGGAAUGAGCCUCUUGUUCUGUAUCUGCAAGGCAGCAGCCAGGUACAGACAAAGUACCAAAAGCAGCACAUUAAGGGAGGAUGCAAGACCAAAGGCAGACUGCUUAAUUUGCCUGUGUCUGCACAUUUUGGGAUGCACGGAGCCCACGGCCCAUCCCUCUGCCUGGCUACGAAGUCAGUUUACCGGGGUCCGGUGAGAAGUUUGAAGUGAAGCACGUUUUUAAGCUUUGCCAGUCCCAUCAAAUUCUCUAUUUCAGUGCAGAAGAUGAAGAACUGCAGAUGAAAUGGAUGGAAAUUCUCACCAAAGCUGCCAAAGGGGAGACUGAGGAUACAGCUGAAGGGCUCAGCAACCCUUAGAGCAAAUUUCAUUUAGUUUCUUUCAUACAUGCUAUAAACCAUCACUUGAAUUUGGCAUUCAUGGCACUUUGGAAUCUGUAUGGCUUUAUAUUUUCAUGUGUCUGCAUAGGAAAUUCAGUGGUUUCUCACCUUUUAUUGUACAUUUUUCACGUACAGUAGUUACCUGCCAUAUGUUAUGUUAAAGGAAAAAGUAGUUAUAGUUGGUGGUGGUGUCAAUGCUGGUUUUAAAACAAAAGACAAGGAGCAAAGCAUUCAUUUUAACAGAGGUAAUGGAAACCCAUCAGUCUUUUGUUUUCCUAAAUGUAUAUUUUCCAGUCCUUUUGAUUGCUGUUGAGUGCAGGAUGUGUAUAGUCUGUGAUUAGUUCUAUAAAUGCUGCCUCUUAAGUUAAAUGUUGUAAAGGCUUGUGCUGGCCACUGACAUUCCAUUUUCUGCCUGGCCCUCCUGGUAAGGUCUUUGUGAUGUGUGAGCAAUGUACUGAGUAUUUUCUGGUUGCUAAAACCAUGUCUCUGCUAUUUUGAGAUGACCUGUUCAAAUGACAAAUACUGUAGAACGGACUUCUAAAACUGACUGCAAAUGGUGCAGAACAGAACAUUAAGAAGCCUCAUUGAUUUUAAGCAUUUAUUAUAUUGAUUGCUUUCUUCUGGAACCAAUACCUUCCUUCCUUCUAUUGGAACCCAUUUUGAUGUAAGUGAACAAACAUUUUAUACUGCAAACUGGGUUAUGAUCAAUAAACAAGAACAUUUUUAGUACACACCA
Molecule: messenger RNA, 3611 nt
Organism: Cyanistes caeruleus (blue tit)
Lineage: Eukaryota; Metazoa; Chordata; Aves; Passeriformes; Paridae
Source: RefSeq, a predicted model, not a curated record